Molecule: messenger RNA, 6266 nt
Organism: Silurus meridionalis
Lineage: Eukaryota; Metazoa; Chordata; Actinopteri; Siluriformes; Siluridae
Gene: setd1bb
Product: SET domain containing 1B, histone lysine methyltransferase b
Exons: 19
Coding region: 133-5796 (1887 amino acids)
Cellular component (GO): Set1C/COMPASS complex
Molecular function (GO): protein binding; RNA binding; histone H3K4 methyltransferase activity
Source: RefSeq, a predicted model, not a curated record
UCUCGGGGAAAAAAGCACAAGUCGUGACAAUGCAGCUUAAAAACAUUGUCACGACCCGGUUAUGUGUCUACAAGGGGAAGAGUUUCGUCUGAACGCAAAUUAGCUGUUAAUUACGGUGUACAAUGAGUGCAAAUGAUGAGCGAAAGCGGCGAGAAGGAGGUACAGAGAGAUAACGAAUAUCUUGAACCUGAAGCAGAAAAAACACCAAACUGGAGCAGCUACAAGCUGCUUGCUGAUCCAUUGUUGGAUAGUGAAAAGGAAAAGCUCUACCGCUAUGAUGGAAUUCAUUUCAGCGCACCUAAUCCUGGAAUUCCCACUCCAGAAAUCAGAGACCCCAGAAUUGCCCGCUUUUGGACCAAGUUCAAAGAAACAAACCUUCCAGUUCCAAAGUUCAAGAUUGACGAGCAUUACGUCGGCCCGCCGAAAGAGGUGACGUUCACCAGGCUGAAUGACAACAUCAAGGCCGGGUUCUUAACGGACAUGUGCCAAAAGUUCGGAGAGAUCCAAGAAGUGGAGGUUUUGUUCAAUCCCAAGAAUAAGAAACAUUUAGGAAUAGCCAAAGUCAUUUUUGAAACUGUCCGUGGUGCUAAUGACGCGGUGCAAAAACUUCACAGUACGUCAGUUAUGGGAAAUCGCAUUCACGUGGAGUUGGAUCCAAGAGGAGAGAAGAGGACACGAUAUUUCCAGUUGCUGGUCAGUGGACUAUAUACACCGUUCACUCUUCCUAUAGGGGAAGAUGCCUGGGGACCACAGUCACCCACCUUCAGCUCUGACUCUCACAAUGAAUAUGACCCCCUGAAACGCCUGUCUCAUGGAUCGUUGUCAUCGUCUUCUACGCUCCUUGGCUCCACCCCAUUUGAUUGUUCCACUCCUAUGUCCAUGGACACUGCCUAUUCCAGCAUGUAUCAGGACACUCCAUGCAGUUUCUGGCAGGAUACCCCACACGGCUCGCCCUUGUCCUACAGUAACCCAGGAACCCCACCUCACUGCGAAGGCCUUACAAACACAACAGAUACACUAAAUGAUACACACAUCCCAAAAAACAUCCCACAUUCAACUCCACUCAUCACUUCUGAAUCCCAACAAUCCUAUCACAAUCCACACCUGGUCCAGCUAACACCACAUAAGCCAAAUGCGAGGCCGGGUUCUUUUAAUACAAUAGUAAGUUCCUGGACCUCUAAAGGGCACAUGGUAUCAGGAGGCCAGUCCCUUAAAGCUGGAAAGGCUCCUCGAGGUGGGCACAGGGGUCGAACUUGGGGCACUAAAUACCAAAACGCAUACAACCGUAGGCCGGAGCAUCGCUACGUACACAGGCCCGGAUUUAACAAAUCUCAUUAUCGCUCAGGGUGCACAACCAAUCUGGUGCCUUUAGUUACAUUUCACGGACCUUCAGUGGCACAGCCAGAUAAGUCUCUGGCAUCUAUGAUCCAAUCUAGUAGUAGCAUGAAUAAAAUUACAAAACAAACAGACAUGGAAGCACCUACAGGAAAUAUGAAUAAGGAACCAUUUUUGCCACUAUCCCAAAGAGGCAAUUUGCAUCAAAUACAAACCUUGUGCUCACAGCCAUUGGCGAAAUCUUUGGAUGUUUCCCAAAAAACACCUCACAACAUCUUUAACUCUCCUCCUCAUGUGACUGAGGUGCAACAGCAGGACACUGCUGUGAUACAAACUCCAGAACGAUGUGCCUCACCUGAGCCAGAGAGAGGUCCCUCCACAGAGUCACUUUCUUCAGAAUCAUUGCCAAGCAGUCUGGACUCUCGUAUCAAGAUGCUCCUGGGCACUCAGAGUCCGGAUUCAAAAGAGAAAGAGGAGAAUUCCCCAAAUAUUCCUCAGGUCUUUACCAAACCUGGUCCCCCUUCUCCUCAAUCCCCUGAUGCCUCACCAACCUGGAAUUUUCCUGCAGCUUCGAGUCACUGUAGUUCCACAGAGCAAACAUCAUUAGCAUUGGGUUUUGAAGAUGUGAGUCCUUUCCCACUCCCAGACUCAGCAGAGGAAGGAGAGGAACCUCAUGCAAAUAACGAGCAACUGUCCAAAAUACCUGUUAUUUCAACUUUCUCUUCGAUGACACGCCCAGCUCAGCAGUCUCCUCAGCCAACAGCUAUGGAUAUGUUGUCCCUAAUUGACAAAGAGACUUCAGAGCAGCCCAUUGUACCUGGGAUCUGCUCUUCACCUGCUCCUUCUGUGUUCCCGAUGCCUCCUCCUCCUGUUCUCCUGCCUCCACCAGGCUUUCUUACAAUACCACCCCCGGUUCUUCCUCCUAUGUGUGCACCUUUACCUUCUUUACUGCCCCCAGGUCCAGUUCGGAUCACUUCCUCUCCUCCUCCUUCUAACCUCUCUGUACCUGCAUCACCUUUCUGCCUGCAGCCAAAGCUCCCUGUUGGGCAGGUGAACAGGCCCUCAAGGUGGACCAACCCUUCUGGUCCUUCUCCAUCUAUACCUCUACCUAUCCCGACCAGAAUAACCCAGGGGAAAUCCCACACUGUUUUUCCACCACCUUUCCCACCUCCUUUUGCCAGUCUUCCUCCUUCUUUUCCAGGUGUGGAUGGAAUCAGACAUGCACCAGGUCGAACUUUUAAUAUAGCAGCUGCCCCUGGCUACAGAGCUCCGUGGCCACCCGUGCUCCUACCCAUGUUUGACCCCUCGGUGCCGCCACCGGGCUACUUACCUGCAAGUGAGUCAUUCCACAAGGCCACGGUGGAUGGAGUGAUGGCCGUUGUAGCUGCAGAACUGAGGGUCAUAGUUAGAAAGGACAUUCAUCGAAGGAUGGUUGAAGGUGUUGCCUUUACAGCAUUUGAUCAGUGGUGGGAUGAGAUGGAACACUUGGCGAAGGUAUCGAUGGUUCCUGUGAAAUCUGGAGAAAGUAAAGAGAAAGAGCCUGUGAAGCUUAAAGUUUUGGAGCCAUGGAAGACUGCAGAGAGUUUGGGGUCAGAGGGCAUGAUACAAGGCCCAGGACUGGGUUUGGGCCUCCGCUCCACACUCAAACUGCCAUCAUUUAAGGUAAAACGAAAAGAUCCGUGUGGGGAGGAUGUUAUGGAGUCUAAAAUGUCCUGUCCCUCCUCUUCUCCAUGUCACACACUUUCAGAGGAAGCAGAGACGGGGCAUGACACAAACAUGCAGAACGAAAAAGUGGACGAGCCUCAGAAGGAAUGGGUGGUCCCUGUGGUGAAACGGCGCCAUGCCAGACCUCUGGAGCUGGACAGUGAUGAGGAGGAACCGGAGGAGGAAGACGAGGAGAAUUCUGGGAAUGUGGAGGAGUUGGGUUCUGAAAAGAGGAGAGCAAUAAGAUUUCAGAUCAUGAUCAGGAGGAUAAUGAGGGAGAAGAAGAAGAAGAAGAAGAAGAAGAAGAAGAAGAAGACGGUGACAAAAAAGAGGGGAGAGAUAAUCAGCAUAACCUCAUCCAUAUCCUCUUCCAUCAUGGAUUCUGAUUCCACAAUCUCCUCCAGAUCUGAUUUGAGCUCCUCUUAUGAGAGUCAUGACUCCUCUGACUGUGAGGAGUCUGAGGAAGAAAAUGAGGAUGGAGGAGAAAGUCCACCAUCAAAAGCUCCUGAAGAAGAGAGAGCAGUGGAGGAGAUUUGGAUAUCAUCAGAUGACGAUGCUGAAGAAUAUACAUCUCACAUAUCUGUUCGCUCUUCUGUGGACUCCUGGGAGGACGAGCUCGCCCCGCCUCGGACUCCGUCUGCUCCACUGUCUAAUGAUGGCGACCCGGACGACACAUUGCUAGGCACUGAUCCACCAGAGGAGCUCCGAGUGCGAGUGUUUCUGCACAGCUAUGGCUGCCAGGACCCAGUCACACAGCACUUAUCCAACAAGCUCGAGCUGUCGGACCCGGCUUUGGUUUCUUCAGCAGAUGAGCCAGAGCUGCAGUGCCCCCCAUCUCCAGUAUAUAGAGAGCUCUCCUCUGAUGAGGCAAUGGAGACAGAACUGGAGGAUCCGGGUUACAUAAAUGAAUUACUGGAGGAUUUUGGGAACGUCAGACCCCCCACCCCAACAGGUUCCCUUUCGGAAAGUGAGACGGAGCUUGAGCUUAGGCACAGGUCAUUGCCCCCUGUUGCAGACGAGGUGGAACCGCCCUGUACUCCUGGAGGAGGUUUUGAAACAGAAACUCCUGUUCUAUGGCCAGCUCCUACUACUCCGAUUCUCCCUCCUCCACCCUCACCCACAGGCUUCCAUCUUUUUCCCUCUCCUCCACUGUACUUGUCUCCUCCCAUCCCAUCUUCUUAUCCUGCCUAUGAGGAAACCCCUAAAACUCCAGGCAGGAAUAACAGAGAGGAGCAGAUACAUCAUACAGCAGUGAAUACACGAGAUGCAAUGCUCAGGAUGGCGAUACACAGAUCGUUCUCUCCUUGCUUUCUUUCAGUAUCCCCUCACACAGGAAACGGUGUUCCCAGAACUCCGGGACGAGACACAGAUCCAUCCUCACCUCUUUCCGAUGACAGCGAGGCUAAUUUUCAGCAAAGGGAGCAUUGGCGAGGUCAGCGUCCAAACUACUCGCCUCAAAUCCACGUCCACAGCACCAGCUCCUCUCCUUACUCCUCCGAUUCCUCCAGUUCAGAGAGUCGAGAUCUGGGCUGCACUACCAAUCGUUUGGGACGUUUCAGUGUUGCGCAUCUCAGAAAGCGAAGAGAACGGAUGCAGCGAAAAAGGAGGAUGAUCCUCUCACAGAGAAACAGACGAAACAAGGAGGAAUUUACACACACCCCAGUGCAAAGUUCAUUCCCUAAAUCAUCAUCUGAUGCGGCUCCAGGUUUAAGCAUGGAACAUUCGACAGCUCAGGCCAAAAAGCCACUGCAGGGACUUGAGAACCGGUUAGAAAACAGGCUUUAUCCAGGACCAAUUGAGAACCAGAGACUUUCUAAAUCACAGUACCCAUGGAGAAAAAGAAAAUUAUGGCUUUACACUUCAAAGUUCACCCCUCGGUCAAAACGGAGAGAAAGGCUGCUGAUCGAUGCGGUCUGGACUAGAGGAGUGAACAUGGAGGAGAUCGGCCACUUGAAAGCCUCGUACGAGAGGAUGCUGCUACAAAACAACACCUCUGAGUGGCUCAGAAGCACACACUGGGUUUCUCAUCCUCCUAGCAGUGUUCCUUUGGAAUGGCCACCGAAAUUGCCAGUCGGCGUUCGAUAUCACACGUCCGGGUCGGCACGUACAGAGGGAUUUUACGUCAUCAGCAAGAAGGACAAACUGCGCUACCUACGACACACACACACUGUCUCGGGAUUACUGACUACGGACACUCAGUAUAAGAACGCUUCAUCUCAGCUUCCCUCAUCGACCCGUUCUGGAUCAGAUUUUCGAGCUGAACAGCGACGCCUGCUCUCCUCCUUCAGCUGUGACAGUGACCUGCUCAAGUUUAACCAACUGAAGUUCCGUAAGAAGAGGCUGCGCUUCAGCAGGAGUCACAUCCAUGACUGGGGAUUGUUUGCUGAGGAACCGAUAGCUGCUGAUGAGAUGGUGAUCGAAUAUGUCGGACAGAGCAUACGGCAGGUGAUAGCAGACAUGCGUGAAAGACGCUACGAGCAGGAAGGCAUCGGCAGCAGCUACCUGUUCCGGGUCGACCAGGACACCAUCAUCGACGCUACCAAGUGCGGGAACCUGGCCCGGUUCAUCAACCACAGCUGUAAUCCAAACUGCUACGCCAAAGUCAUCACUGUCGAAGCCAAAAAGAAAAUCGUCAUCUAUUCUCGCCAGAUGAUUAGCGUCAACGAAGAGAUCACGUACGAUUAUAAAUUCCCCAUCGAGGACGAGAAGAUCCCCUGCCUGUGUGGAGCUGAGAACUGCAGAGGAACCCUCAACUAGACAGUGAGCGAUCGGGAUACGGCGCCAUUCUUUUAUAAACAUCUAGAGAUGCUGUUUUAAUCCCCACAUGUGACAUCAGUAACAGUUAUCAGUUACAGUUCACAAGAGACUUGCAAUCAUGUGGGUACUUCUUUUAUGUAAAUUACUUUAAUAAUUAAUGAAACAGGGCGAGUCACUGCUUCAGAGAUACACAGCCUAACAAUGGCUAUGGUUUAAUUAGAAAAUGUAACCAGGGUUCGAUCCAGAGGUCGUGUGAACGCAGAUCAAUGUACAGCGCUGUACAGUCAACUUACAUUAACAUUGGAAUUCGGGAACAUCACACAUCAGUCUGUGUGGUAUUACGAUUCAGUGUGCAGGACAAAUAAAGUAUAUUUUCUUGCAGGAACUGAGUUCAUCAAAGAACAUUUAUCAUCUCAAUUUGUCACUUUAUCCAAAGCACCAGGUGCAUGCAGACCAGUGGCAGGACGUCA